UCUUCAAUAUGUAUUGGACAGUUGAAUAAUAUUUAGAUAACAAUAAUAUUUCAAAAACCCAACUAUGAAAUAUUUUUAUUGUUCAAUAAUGUACACGUUUUUAUUUUUGAACAACACAACUAGGGAACUGGGUACCAUAUACAGUGUUACAAGGUAACAUGAUGUUGUUACAAGGAGGUUAUUCUGGUUCAAAGUCAGAUUCCAUUAAUAUUUCAGUGAGUCCUUGUGGCUAAAGUCUCCUGGAAUAUAAAGAAUAGUAGUAGUGACUGAAUUAUGCUGCUGUAAAAUUUAAAUUUAUUAUUGAUAUGCAAAACUUUAGUGAAUGUGGUCCAUACAUUGUAUGUGCACUACAAAGAAACUAUAAAGCUCGGUAAAUAUCUAAAUAAAAGCAAAGCGUGCUUAUGAAAGAAACAAUAACAGUAAAAAUGAAAAAAUUCAACGUAGUUUUCCGUGAAUAAAAUAUGCAACUCCUAUGUUCAUGCAGAAUCUGGUAUUUAAAAAUGCAAAUGCAGAGAACAUAGCUGAACUGGUCUCCAUGGAUGUGAAUAUUGGACUGGUCUUCCUUGUCCAGAUUGUCAUUGGAACCCUGGGGAAUUUUUCACUCUUCAGUCAGUAUUUAUUUCUCUACUUCAGUGGAUGAAGGUAAAGGUCGAUAGAUUUGAUCCUCAGGCAUCUGAUUGUGGCCAACCUCUUGGUCAUUCUCUCAAGGGGGAUCCCAGAGACCAUGGCAGCGUUUGGGGUGGAGCACUUCCUCAGUGAUUUUGCAUGCAAACUUGUUUUCUGUGUUCACAGAGUGGGUAGGGGUGUGACCACUGGUAAUACCUGCCUCUUGGGAGUCUUCCAGGCCGUCAUAAUGAACUCCAAGGGUUCUAAGUGGGCAGAGCUUAAAGUAACAGCUCAGAAGUACAUGAGCAUGUGUGCUGUGCACUGGUGGGUCCUGCAUUUACUGCUGAAUAUCCCUUUUCCUGCAAGUGUGACUGCCAGAUGGAAAAACACAAACAUCACCAAUGAAUCAGACUUUUCCUACUGUUCUGCUAGAGGUUAUGAGGAAUUUUUAUCAGUUGCUGUCAUAUUCUUCUCCAUCCCUGAUGCUUUGUGUAUGGUGCUCAUGCUCUGGGCCAGCAUCUCCAUGGUUUUCAUCCUACACAGGCACAAGCAGCAGGUGGAACACAUCCACAGGACCAAUGUCUCUUCUACAUCCUCCCCUGAGACCAGAGCCAUCUACAGCAUCCUCAUCCUGGUGUGCACAUAUAUAAAUUUUUACACCAUCUCCUGCUUCAUCCAAGUGUAUUUGACUGUUUUUCAUAAUCAUCACUCCUUAUUGAGAAUCGCUGCCUUCAUUAAUGCUUGUUUCCCGACUUUUUGCCCUUUUUUGCUCACGAACUGUGACCAUAGUCUAUCCAGAACCUGCGGCUACUAUUGUGAAAACAGUACACCAUCACCUAAAUUCAAAAGAAAAAAAUAUAUAUUGUCUGUUUUCUCCCUGUCUUUUGCAAUUCUCUUGUUCAGUCCCCAUCAAAUUCUGCACAAUUCAGAGGACCCAGGCUCCAUUCUUCGCCCUGCUUCGUGUUUCCUUCCUGACUUGACUACUUGACUGCACCAUUUAGCCUAUUUGCUCCCUGAACCACCUCAGCUGUUUUCACCUUGAAGUCUUAAACUCUUCCUGGUCUUUUUCAACACUCAAUAUGAUGAGACUUUCACAGUCCAGUGGCUGGGUGAGACCUUCUCUUUAUGAAAGGCAUUUAUGUAUCAGAACUGGAGUUAAAGCUCUCAAUAAAAUUUUCCUCUGUGGGCUUCAUCACUCAACAUGGAAGAAUAAUUCGAACACUUUCCAGAAAACAAAUCUAAGGGAAACCUGCACAUGAGCCAAACAAAGAUCUAAAUAUCAGCUUUAAAACCUGGCAUGGUAAAUAAAUAGCAGGAGAGGGCAUUUGGGAUGCUCUCUGAACAGAGCUUCCCUGCGCUUUAUUUUUUAUUUAUUUAUUUAUUUUUUAUGGUACUGGAGAUUGAACUCAGGACUUUGCACUUGCAAGGCAGGCACAGUGCCGCUGAGAUAAAUUCCCGGCCCUGAGCUUCCCUGGUCUUAAUUGUUGGGUGUGAGGUCCGUUGCACAGCUUGCCCCUGGCAGUCCCUUGCUAUCUCCGAUUCUUCACUUCCAUGUUCCAGUGUCCUAGUUGUUGUCUUUGGGAGACAAUGCUCAAGGUAAAUUAAUUCCAUGAUGGUCCUGUCCUGUCCUACACACUGGGGAGCCUCAGGGGUAGGUCUCCCCUGAGAUUUGUGCCUAUUCCUCUGGGGUACGCUAGAGGGAAGGACUGUAAAUUUCACAGGGACUCAACUGGACAGUACUGGGAAGUGUUGGGCUGUUAUGAAGGGCCAGUGGAUCCACACCUGACAGCGUUGACCAGUUUCUUUGUUUUUCUGAAACUAAGUUUCACACUGAUAAUUAUUUCCCUUUCUCAAAUUAUUUACAUUUGAUUAUUGAAUUUGUGAACUCAUUUACAUCUACUUUUAUCUACUUUCUUAACUUAUUGUGCUUAGCCUUUUAUUCCUUUAAAUUCCUGU
Molecule: messenger RNA, 2562 nt
Organism: Heterocephalus glaber (naked mole-rat)
Lineage: Eukaryota; Metazoa; Chordata; Mammalia; Rodentia; Bathyergidae
Source: RefSeq, a predicted model, not a curated record